Messenger RNA from Spirometra erinaceieuropaei, 909 nucleotides. NCBI's taxonomy places the organism in Eukaryota, Metazoa, Platyhelminthes, Cestoda, Diphyllobothriidea, Diphyllobothriidae. The record is from the annotation of a GenBank genome assembly.
AUGUUCAUCUCCAACGGUUACCCUCGUAGUUUCAUCGAACGCAGCAGACAACCAAAGAAGGCUAUAAGGUCAACGAGAGAACAACCAACAGUGUGGCGGGCGCUACCGUAUAUUGAGAAUGUAUCCGAAGCAGUCGCUCGUCUCUUACAACCACUGGGGAUCGGCGUCGCCCACAGACCUGAAGCGACAAUAAGACGUCUCGUCAUGAGACCCAAGGCCCCUCUGUCACGAGGCGAAACAGCGAAUGUCGUCUACCGUGUCCAGUGCAGUUCCUGUGAGGCGAACUACGUUGGAGAGACCGGAAAACGUCUACAAACCCGCAUGAGUGAGCACGCAAAGGCAGUGAGAAGGAUGGACCAACUCUCACUGGUGGCGGAACAUUGUGCAGCCUUUGGGCACACUUUCGCCUUCCAGAAAGCCGAAAUCCUAGGCCGAGGUACCGACCAGACAGCUAGGGAAACGCUCGAGGCCUGGCACACCGUACCAACCUCCAUCAACCGCUGCACGAUUCUCCCGGCAGCCUACCAGGCCCUACGAGUGCGGUUCAACCAACGGAAUCAAAGGCAGGAAGUCAGCAUCACAAGCCCAGGUGAACACAGUUCGCGCCCAAACACCGAUGACGGGGACCAGCAGGCCGAUAAAGGAGAAACAGGCAACGGGCCUGCAGCCACCGAGGUGCACACGGGCAGAGGCAAACGGGCGACAAUUACGAGAAACGCGGGUCAGGCACAACAAAUGCGGGCAAUGCAGACGAGGUCAAUGACCGCUGCCAUCCCGACACAGCUCACCCGACGAGGAGACGCAGGAAGGGACCGACCAGCACGGCAGAAAUUAGCUCCUCCCCCCGCAGCAGAUCCUGCACGAAUAGCAGUAGGAACGACAACACUCCCGCAUGCUCAGCACCCAUAA